UUUGAUUCAUAGAGUUGACACAGGACUCAAAAGCAGUGCCUUAGAAAGCAGCAGCAUUAUGGAUGGACAGACUCCAAAAGGUCUGGAGACUCAAGACUUUUUUUGUUCCUCUGAAACCCUUGGGAACCUGCAGUAAUUUAUAGACUGACUGGUAAGAGCCAGCAGCUAGGAUUUGCUUUUCCUUCUUGCUCUAGGCUGUGCUGGGGAAAGGGUUUGGAGGAGAGGUCUGAUAAGGUGUCCCUCACUUCAGGUGACAGGCGAUGAAACUCAAAUGACACCGACAGAAACUGAGUAGGAAGUACUGAGACACCACUGGAAAAUCAGGAUUUCACAGAGUUGCAGAGCCAUGAAACUGUACAUCAUCUUCUUCCUGGUAGCAGUGAACAAAGAAACCUCUAACUAUCAACUCUCAGAGAGGACACCCUGUGAAAUGGCAAACUCUCAGGCAUUUUGCCACAACAAAGACCUCCACCAAAUCCCUCAUGAGCUCCAUCCAAAUGUAAACAAAAUAGAUCUGUCGGGAAAUCUGAUUCAAAGCAUUCCUGAAAUGUCCUUCUCAUUUUACACUUCCCUUCAGUGCCUGGAUUUAAGUUCUAACCAGAUAAGCUUCAUCACUCCUGGAGUCUUCGCACACAUGAAGAGUUUGCUGGAAAUAAAUUUAGCCAACAAUCACUUAUAUGAGCUUGCUCAAAAUGGCACAGAGGGAAUUGGACUCCUACCCAAGGUGGAAAUACUGGACUUGUCCCACAACAGUCUGUACAAUGGGAUGGCUGAGUAUUUCAUUAAAGAAGCUCCAGCACUGCAGUAUCUUUCCUUGGCAGACAACAGUAUUAUAAUGAUAUCACAAAAGAUGUUUCAGGGAUCUCCCAAUCUUGUGGAGAUAGAUCUUCAGAGCAACAUCAUCAUGGAGAUAAAAGAAGGUGCUUUUGAGACUCUAGUGAGCCUGUCCAAACUCAACCUCUCAAAGAAUUCAAUUACUUGCAUCUCUAAUUUUAACCUCAGGCAGCUGGAGAUACUUGACCUUAGCAGAAACAGCAUUGAGACCUUCCAUACCACAAAAUCAGAUGAUGAAUAUAGCUUAAGGUAUUUGGAUCUGAGUGAAAACAAACUGUUUCACUUCCCAGUGUUCCCUCAGGUAAAUAAGCUGGUAACUCUGAAUUUAUCACAGAAUUUAAUCCAGCUCACUGCUGAAUCUCCUCAUAAUAAAAUGGACUAUGUGAAAAAUGAAUGGGUAAAUGCUUCUUUCCAUAUUCUUGAUCAGAAGCAAAGUAGAAACAAAAGUUCUCUUUAUUUAUCCCAGCUUGUAUAUUUAGACUUAAGUUAUAAUGAAAUCAAAUCCAUUCCAGAUGAGUUCUUUGACUCAAUGUUGUCCCUUCACACCCUUAAUCUCAGUAAAAAUUGUCUUCAGGCAUUUGCAGUAAGUUAUGACAGUGCAUUGAUUGCUUUAACUGUCCUUGACUUGAGCUACAAUGCUUUGCAGAACCUUCUCCUUGAUGCUGGUGUGUUGUCAAAUUUGAAGGAGCUCUAUAUUCAAAACAACUAUCUUCAAACCCUGCAGUUUGAUACCUUCUCAAAUCUUCCUAGCCUUAGACUGCUUAAUCUACAGAGCAAUAAUAUCAGCCUUUGCAGCAUGUACUCAGGAUUAGCUAAGCAAAGACUUGCUGGGGAGGAGAGUGGUUGUGUAUCAUUUGUUGGUUCUCCUUCUCUUCAGUACUUGUACCUAGCUGACAACAUGCUGAACGUCCUACCAGCAUACAGCUUCUACAAGACUUCUCUGCUUGUCUUGGACCUCUCCGUGAACCCUGGACUGAAAAUAGAACUUAAAGCAUUAUCAGGUCUGGAAAAGUCUCUGGAAUAUUUGUAUUUAUAUGGUAAUAGCCUGAUAGAUUUAAAUAUUGACUUGCCUUGUUUUAGUCACCUUAAACAUUUAAACCUCUCUGAAAAUCAGCUGAGCUGGCUGCCUAAGUGGGAUAGUGACUCUCCACUAGAAGUUCUGGACCUACGGAACAACAGGUUCAGUACAUUACAGGACAGCAAUAUUUUAGCAUUAGAAAAUUCACUUAAAAACUUGUAUCUCACUGGGAACCCACUCAGCUGCUGUGGAAACAUCUGGCUUUCAUCAAUGAUCCAGAACAAAAAUGUCCAGAUCCCCAACGUGGAGUAUUUAAUGUGCCAGCACACUCAGAAUUUCGGGUACCAGGAUGAAAUGCACAUCAGGAACAUUAGGCCAGAAGACUGUGAAAAAGAGGAUCUGAAGAAAAUCAACUUCCUUAUUAUAUUAACACUUGUGUUGGUUUUAUCUGUGAUCAUCAUUGGUGUGGGUUCAUUUUUUUGCUUCCGCAGGCAGAACUUUACCCAUCAGUUUAAAGCAUAGAAACACAAAAUGCCUUGAAAACUGAAGAAAUUGGGUGCUACACUGACGGUGUGUAGAAAUGAAGGGUAAAAUUCUCAUCUUUGAUUUUCAGGUGUGGAUUUUAAGUGCUUUUGAAGUGCCCCUGAAUUACACCAGUGGUAUGGGUUCCAGGGACUGGAAGGAGAAUUUGCCAUGUUUUGCAGAUCCACAGUUUAAUUCAAAGAGGAGAAAUCUGGCCCUAAUGUGCAAUAUAUAUUUAACUGGGUUUAAUGUGAAGAAAGUCGUCUCUGGGGUGAAAGAUUUUUUAAAAAAAAUCCUGGAGCAUUAAUUUCAAGAAGCUAACAUUGAACUUAAAUGUUUAUAUUUCUAAGAAAAACUGUUGGGAAAUCACUGCAUAUGGUUGCAUUUCAAUGCAGAAGAAUAGUAUAUCUAUUUUUAAAGACCAUGGGAGAUUAGACUGCAAAAAGGUGUUUUGAACGUACCAGUGUGAAAUAAUGCAUAGGGAACACAGUCAUGGGCCAUUAUUCAGAUCUGUCUUUCCCCAAAAAUAUAUUAUUGUCUAGAGAAUGUGCUGCAAGAAAAGUUCUGUAGGUCCUCAUCCUGCGCUGUGUUUAACAUGGCUAGCCUGUUGUGUUGCUAAAAGUUGACACUGACAAAUGUUAUAUCCCAUAUUCUCACAGAAAAUUCACCCUUUUGGGUGACAGUGAGUGGGACCUGACCUGCUAACAGGGUUCAGUGGCUUUGAAAGGAACUGUAUUGGGUUUUCUGUUAAUGGCAGGAACUGUCCAUUCAGGCACAUAAGAGAAAGAGUGGUCAAACUGAAACCUGUCCAGGUAAAUAACUCAGAGUCAAAUUGCUGCUCCGUUUCUGUUUCUUCCAGCUAGUGAAUGUCAAAACUUCCACACUACAAAAAAAGGUGUAUAAUUAUAUUUUUAAAGCAGUUACGUAUGAAACUGGCUGGCAGUUUUCAUUGUGGAAUUUUGUACAAUAAAAACAACUUUGAAUUUUGUAAAAAGCA
Sturnus vulgaris (Common starling) is the source of this 3371-nucleotide messenger RNA. NCBI's taxonomy places the organism in Eukaryota, Metazoa, Chordata, Aves, Passeriformes, Sturnidae. The record is from RefSeq and is a predicted model, not a curated record.